AUGGAUUUCUGCAACCCUGAAUGCAGUAAUAGCACGAAGACAGUAAAAGAAGAGAAGGAAGACGAAUGCAGUGGUUCACCACUUACUCAUCUUUUCGUUGAAUUAACGUCUCUGGAGGAAUUAAGCUUUCCAACGAGUUCAUCUACUCGAAUUAAGUAUACCUGUUUGGAUGUGUCUACUCAUUACUUAGCCGUUGGGUCGACAAGUGGAACAGUUUACUUAUUUACAAGGUUUGCUUCGAAAUAUCGGAAUCGCAUAAGCUCUGUUCCAAUACAAGUUAUUUCCAUCAAGGAUGGACCUGUUAUCAAGUUAUCUAUAUCACCCAAUGAGAAAUAUUUGGCAGCGGCAAGCAAACAGGGCUCCCUGACAAUUACUGUCCUUGUCGACAUUGGCCAAAAUCCUAUUACGUUUUUUUCUAGCGAAAGUCAUGUUGGUACAGAUGAAUAUGGUCAGCCAACUCAUGUCACGGAAUUACGUUGGUGCAGUGAUAGUUCCAAAGUAUAUGCUGGAGACACAAAAGGACGAAUUAGUCGGACUCUGAUUCAUAACCGCAACUUUUUUCGCUCACCAACUGAUAUUAUAUUUGAAACAGACAGUGAAAUUGUUCAGUUUGAUUUACGUGAUGAUUUUCUGCUUGCCUCUACUUUAACACGGUGCUGUGUUUGUGAUUUGAGAACUCACAGUUGUAUUCAGGUCGGAAAAAGGUUACGGAAAGGUCAUUUUGGCGCUGUAUUCUAUUCUAACCAAAAGAAAAGGAAAUCAUGGUAUGGAGAAGAAAGUAAUUGCGUGAAACCGAUGAGUACAAAUACAUGUAACGAGUUGACAGUAAUUUUCGCAAGUCGUCCUAACGGUCGACUGUGGGAAGCUAACGAUCGCGGUGUAGUAUACAGCACUCAUCACUACCGAAAUUUGAGAACUGUUUGUCGAUUUCCUGUGGUCUCCUUCAGGGACGAAAACUUAUUUGACAGCGUGGCUAAUGUUAAUGAAAUUCGGAGUAUCAAUUUCGGACUUUUGACAUUGAUCAAAUGUCAAAAUAGUUUAUUUUUGAUAACGAAAACAGAUACAACGUUUUGUUUAAUCGAUCCUAUGGACAGUCAUGUGGUUCUUAUGAGCACAGUGGAUUGUUUAGGUUCAAUAAAUGAGUAUGCAAUAAAUGAUGCUGAUGUCUUUCUCUUAUCGGAAACAGGUAGUUUACGAAAGUUAACGUUGUUUACGAUUGAGAAAGCUGUAGAAAAACUUCAUUGGAGGCAGUGUUAUUCGCAGGCUGCACAAUUAAUUUACAUUGAUUAUAUCAUGAACAAGGGUUACAACUCAGUCACUGUAUGGAAUUGCAAGCAGCUGGAGGAUAUCCUCAACAAAAUAACAUUUCAUCACUUUAAAUCAUACAUGACACAUGAAGUGCUUAAUGCUUUGCAUAAAAUUUUGGAUGAAUUAAAAACAAAUGUUGAUAUUGAGAGGAAACCAAAAGCAGCACCUCAUCAGCUCAAUUCAGAUAUUCAUCGCGUCGUUCAAGUUAUGCAAAAUAGUGGUUAUGGAGAUGAUUUCGCUUUUAGAGCACUGUCACCUCUGCGAUUAAGGAGCAAAAGUUCUCUGCGUAUCAAAGUGUAUGAUUAUAUAAAUUAUCCAAAAUUUUGUUGA
Messenger RNA from Cercopithifilaria johnstoni, 1638 nucleotides. The record is from the annotation of a GenBank genome assembly. NCBI's taxonomy places the organism in Eukaryota, Metazoa, Nematoda, Chromadorea, Rhabditida, Onchocercidae.